GUUCAAAUCAAGCGGGAAGGAGGGAAAGGAGAAAGGUCAUGGUACUGCUUCUCCUCUCAGGGGUCCUCAGACCGACGUCGGGGAAUGAGGGGCCUUAAGGAGGGACAUGGACCUUGUACAAGCCUGGGAGCUGCCCCGCUGGAGCCUGGAGCCCACGGCUGAUGCCCUGCGUCUCGCCACGGUCCUCGUUUUCCUGGUGUGUCCCCACUACGCCCUGGUGAUGGCCUCGUGUAAACUGGAUGAGUACCCGGUGUGGGACUACUGUUGCCCCAAGUGCCGGCCAGGUUACCGGGUGAAGGAGGCCUGCAGGAACUCCAAGGCCACGCUGUGCGUGCCCUGCGCUGCCGGGACCUUCACUGCCCACCUGAACGGCCUGGACGAGUGUCUACAGUGUCGGGUCUGUGACCCAGACAUGGGCCUGGUGACCAGGAAGAGGUGCUCCAGCACCGCGAACACUGAGUGCGGCUGCGCCCGGGGCCACUUCUGCGUGUCCCAGGACACCGACCAGUGUGCCGAGUGCAGGCCCCACAGCGUCUGCGGGCCGGGCCAGCAGGUGCAGGACGCAGGCACCGAGCACCAGGACACGGUGUGUGAGGACUGCCCGCCCGGCACCUUCUCUCCCAACGGGACCCUGGCGGCGUGCCAGCCCUGGACCCAGUGCAGCGGCCUGCUUGAGAGGCAAGUGGAGCCUGGGACCCGCAGCGCAGAUGCCAGGUGCUCCUCCUGGGCACUGUGGCUCGUCCUGCUCCUGCCCCUCGUCCUCUGCGUGGCGCCCACAGCCGUCUGGCUCACAAGGAGGCAUCUCCACGGACCCACCCAGAAGUGCUGCCUCUGUCAGGGCAACAGACAGCAGGCCGAAGAAAACGCCGCCGCAGCGGUCCAAACCCUGGGGGUCACCGAGGUCCUGCCUGAUGUCACCACGGUGGCCGUGGAGGAGACGGCCUCCAUGUUCCCCAAGACAGACCCGACCGCCGACCAAUAGCCGCAGGGCGCAGCCACUUGA
Molecule: messenger RNA, 1003 nt
Organism: Phyllostomus discolor (pale spear-nosed bat)
Lineage: Eukaryota; Metazoa; Chordata; Mammalia; Chiroptera; Phyllostomidae
Gene: TNFRSF14
Product: TNF receptor superfamily member 14
Exons: 8
Biological process (GO): positive regulation of cytokine production involved in immune response; defense response to Gram-negative bacterium; positive regulation of T cell migration
Cellular component (GO): external side of plasma membrane
Molecular function (GO): protein binding
Source: RefSeq, a predicted model, not a curated record